Molecule: messenger RNA, 1716 nt
Organism: Zea mays
Lineage: Eukaryota; Viridiplantae; Streptophyta; Magnoliopsida; Poales; Poaceae
Exons: 10
Coding region: 77-1552 (491 amino acids)
Source: RefSeq, marked validated
CUUUUUUCUUCUCUGUGCUCUAGAAGAUUAGUAUUGUAGGGCUUCUGUGCAGCACCCAAGCAGGAAUUCAGAAAGAAUGCCUGGAAGCAUCCACAUCUCAGCCACUCAACCACCAGUCAUCACCCCUCUGUUUCUGCAAGUCACUGUGGGCAACAGAGAAUACAGUGGAAACAUAGAACAAGAUGCUUUAUCUUUCCCCGUUACAUCACUUCGGGAGAGUAUGGUAAUAAUGCUGUACAGUGCAGACGGGGCAUUGAUAUCAAAAUCAGAGCUGAAGACAAAAGAGAUUGUGGAGUCAGGAACUAUGGACACAGUAUUUGCUCUUGAUAGCGGGGGAGAAAUAGUUCUUCAGAUUCAGUUCUUGCUCAACGAUGAUGACCGCAAGCGAAUCCAAGAAAUGAGAAAUUCUGCGAUGAAGAUGAAGCAGCAAGGGCUGCUUGGGGAUGGCAAUGAACUCAAUUUUUCAGACAGCGCAUUGUCUAAACGGCUGACGGAGAAGAUUUCCAACAUCCGAAGCAAAGCAGCUGAACGAUCUGAGCUUCAGAAGAGCAUGUCACUGGAUGAUUUGCAAGAGCGGGCCGUGUUCCCUGGAAUCGAUGCGGAUCCACGGGUGAAGGCCUCAAGGGACUCGUUGCUGCAAGGGGGUGUAAGGUUGGAAGAUCCCGGUGGCUCCAAGCAGCGGCUGAGCCAGGCCGAAGUCGAAGCCUUGGCAUCGCCGGUGGAAGGGGAGAGGCGGCGCCUAGGCCUGGACGUAGCAUCCGGCGGCGGGCGAGGGGUCGUGGGAGAGGCGGAGCAGGAAGUCAGCGACGGGGCAGGGGCAGUGGAUGCGAUCAGCACGUGGCCGCCGGACAGGCCGGGCCCUGGCUCCAAGAAAGGGGACAGCAUACCAGAGAGCAGCAAAUCAAGUAGUGCAGUGAAGACGAUGAUAAGUAGCUUUGAAGGCACCACCACCCCACAGGGUAUCGUUUCAGAAACCGACUCAGGCAGCCGCAGCACGCAGGCAGGCAAAACAGCCAUCAUCCCUGUUGAUGAUCACCACAAAGCUUCAAAUCACAGGUCUCAGCAUAUACUAGUAGAAACGAUCGCACCUGCACAACUACAAACUAUUAGGACGCCAAAAGCAGCCGAAAGCAGAAGCCGACGCAGAGCAAGCAAGCAGCACAACGAGCUGCAUCCAAGAACUAGGAGGAGGUCACAGGCAAAGCAGAUGCAGAUGCAGAUGCAGCCAAGGGACUACGUGGAGCGUCCCUUGAACUAUCUGGUUGCGACGUCGAGCACCUGGAUACACCCGCACAUCUGCGUCACGGGCGCGACCAAGCAACUGAAAGACCUCCUUGAGCUUGAGCACCUCAACUUCCAACGCACCGCUACUAAGGGACAGCAAGGUACCCGAGAGAGAAAAAGCGACGAAUCCAUUGCCGCCGCCGCUGCUCGGGCUCGCAGCGGUGGUUUCCUGAUGAUAAACGGGUGGCUGAUAGUUCAGGGGGUGCGUGCUGCAGUUGUGCUCACGGUUUGCUGCGGGGCCAUGUUCUUCAGCAGCAGCAGCAGAUGAAGAAAUCUAGCAGUGCCUACCCCUAAUUUUUGCAUACACAAGCCACAGCCACAAUGUAAUUGUCAAGUUUUACUGAUGGAUCUGGCUAGCACUGUAACUUACUUCACCGACCGACAUAUUAUGGGUCCCACAUGCAGAAUACGACGACCUCUCCUGCUCCUCCG